This is a messenger RNA of Cladophialophora immunda, 3489 nucleotides long. RefSeq lists its product as uncharacterized. NCBI's taxonomy places the organism in Eukaryota, Fungi, Ascomycota, Eurotiomycetes, Chaetothyriales, Herpotrichiellaceae. Gene Ontology annotation, biological process: peptidyl-threonine phosphorylation; peptidyl-serine phosphorylation; mRNA cis splicing, via spliceosome. The transcript is spliced from 2 exons. The record is from RefSeq and is a predicted model, not a curated record. Gene Ontology annotation, molecular function: ATP binding; protein serine/threonine kinase activity. Bases 245 to 2521 code for a protein of 758 amino acids.
GUCACAUCAUCGUUUAUCAGGUUUCAUCUGUCGACUUUCAUCUUGCGAAUUGGUCAACCUGAAUCACCAGCGUCUCUUCUGCUCAGUGAGAUGCUCUCGGAAGCGAUUUGAGAAGGACUUGGUGGGACGACACCGGUCGGGCUCUACAACUGCAAAUUUUCCAGUCCAAGAAUCCGCUGGCUAACACUGUUAUCUCAACUGAAGGCUAGGUCUUGCUCCCGGCCUGCAAAUCCACCACUUCGUCAUGGGUUCGAGAUCACCCAGCCAGUCUGAGGGCGAAAUCUUGACGUCAGACUCGGAAGCGAAGGCAAAGAACAUACCAUCUUUCCGCAAUAACAGCAAGAUUGACCGUCGUGCCAGACCAUCUUCCAUUCCCUACAGCUCUACGUCUAGAUCACAUCGAUCGCGUUCGAGAUCGCCUUACCGAGCUCACAGGGGCGAGAAGCGCCCCCGCGACCAUGACCACUCGAGAAAUAGAUCCCAUAAUGACACGCGCACCUUUGCUGUGAGGUACGAGGAUGACGCUUACCGUCGCCGACGCAACGAAUCCUACGAAGAAAGACGCUCAAAGCGGUCGCGAACCUAUUCUCGGAGCCGCAGCAGGAGUCGCUCACCAUAUAGACAUUCUCGUCGAAGGGAGGAAGGAAUGGACGGCUCUGCAAUCACCCGAGAUCAAGGUAGCAGGUUUGAGUCCAACUCCAAACAUGCAGGUGCUCAACCGGGGAAAGACGGGACCCCAGAAACCUCACAAUCAACGCCCUCGCAUGGCCUCCCGUCGGACCAUGUCACCUCUAACUUGGUACCUCGGCCAGGAUCUCAUGUUGCAGCAGGACAGGGACAGAACAGGGGUCGAUCAGAAAAUGCCACGGCCGUUCCCGUUGGCAGCAUCACCCAGGAGAGCGAAGAGCCUAAAGUCAUAGACGAGGCUGCUUUGAUUGAAGAGCGACGGAAGCGUCGUGAGGCCAUUAAGAACAAAUAUCGUGGCCAAGCUCCACCGCUGUUGGUUCAGGCACUUCAUCUAGGGGCUGAGUCGACCCCAACAAGUCCUGCGCCGGACAGCUAUGCUACAACGCCACGUCGAUCCGAAUCCCCUGUGUCGUCCUCGCCUCGGACGCCGAGAGAUAUAUCUGCGCCGCAGUCUCCUGCGGAGAUCAAGUUCGAUAACGAUGCAGAUCUGACUAACACUGAUAGAAGAUCUCCGGCUGAAGAUGGCCCUUCAGCUGCCGACUAUGAUCCCACUGUGGACAUGGAGGAGGAACGAGCACGGCAUGAAAAACGUCUCUUCAAAGAAGAUGAGACAUCCCUAGAGCAGGCAGAUCAAGCAGUAACCGAAGCUGACGACAAGUCUGAUCCUCCCCCUUCCAAGGCGACUGGUGAGUUCGACAUGUUUGCCGACGAGGAUGAUGACGACGAUAUGUUUGCCGAAGCUCCAAUGAAGCCUAAAGCCGGGAUAAAGACUGCACAGGCCCUGGACGUCAAUCUCAUGGACAAUUGGGAUGAUCCUGAAGGGUAUUACAUAACAAUCCUCGGUGAGCUGAUCGAAGACCGAUACCAUGUCACUCAGAACCUUGGAAGAGGGAUGUUCUCCUCUGUCGUCCGAGCCACUGAUAGACGAACCGGCAAACCGGUCGCAAUCAAAAUCGUCCGGAAUAACGAAACCAUGCGUAAAGCAGGAAUCAAGGAAAUCGACAUUCUCAAAGACAUUGCCGCCAAUGAUCCAGAAGACAAGAAGCAUGUCAUUCGCCUCCAACGAUCAUUCGAUCAUAAAGGUCAUCUUUGCAUGGUUUUUGAAAACCUUUCGAUGAACCUGCGGGAGGUGCUCAAGAAGUUCGGCAGAGACGUGGGUAUCAAUAUCAAGGCUAUCCGAGCAUACGCGCAGCAACUCUUUUUGGGACUGAGCUUGCUGAAGAAAUGUCAAUACAUACACGCUGAUCUGAAACCAGACAACAUCCUCGUCAACGAAGCCAGGAGUACGCUGAAGAUCUGUGAUUUGGGGUCGGCCUCUCCCAUCACCGAGAACGCCACUGCUCCGUAUCUCGUUUCGCGCUUCUACCGGGCUCCCGAAGUCAUCCUUGGUAUUCCUUACGACUACGGCAUUGAUAUGUGGUCCAUUGGAUGCACCCUUUUCGAACUCUACACGGGGAAGAUCUUGUUCACAGGUCGCAACAACAAUGGCAUGCUUCGUGCAAUCAUGGAGUGUCGUGGAAAGUUUCCGCACAAACUCCUCAGGCGUGGUACCCUGACGUAUGAAUACUUUGACGACCUCCUCAAUUUCCGAGCUCAAGAAACAGACAAGGUCACCGGGCGGACAAUAAUAAAAGUGAUAGACAUCAAGCCAAAACCAGUCCGAGAUUUGAGGUCCCGGUUGAUUCCGAAAGACAAGCGAAUGAACGAGCAGGAGCGCAAAGAGCUGGACUUGUUUGUGGACCUACUGGAUAAGUGUUUGGACUUGCGACCGGAGAAGCGUCUCACGCCCAACGAUGCGCUGAAGCACCCUUUCAUCUCAAGGGUUAAGCCAUGAGCAGGAUGAUCCUGGGAUAUUUGAUCUGGGCCAGCUGCCGAAAAUGAUCCAGCAAUGAUACUAUCUAGCGAUUUGCAGCCUCUUCAGUCAAUCCAUAUCUUCGUUUAGCCCCCAAAUGGUGAUUUUGACUGCUGACUCAAGGCUGUAUGAUAUCGCCGUCGUUCCCGCAGCUUAUUUGUUCUACCCUGUCGGUUCCCCAUCGGGGGUGUGCAAGUGGCGAGAGAUGUCUUGUGAAAUCUUGUUGCUAGGUCUUGCAAUAUCCCGAGACACGGCGACUACAGACGUCCCCGUUCCAAGACAAGAAGACAACGUCCGAAGGUUGUGCCUUACGUAUCUUGCAAACACUGCUUCCAUUUCACAGGGAGCAUCGGAAGCAUACGUCUCUUCGAUGCAUCGCGUGUGAAGCACCUGGAAUGAUCAGAAGCCUGGUGAUGAAGAGGGGAUUCGAGUCUGUCCUUGAUGAACUUGGCGAGAGGUCAUGAAUGAAGCGCACAUUGGGCCUGGAAUAAAAAAACGGGGGGAAGGAGGAAGAAAACCUUGUGUGGUUGUUUUGUCACGAAAAGAAAACAAGUACGCACCAGCAAGGAUUGAACCCCCAGACCCUUCUUCCUACCAAGUCUUCUGUCUCAAGGAGCAAAAAACUCAGACUUGUGAGAAAACCCUCGGAAGGAUUUUUUUGUUCCUCAUUCGGUUGGCUCGAUGGUUGAGUUGCUCCCACCUAUAGCUUCGUAUCCCUCACAGAGCUCCUACACAGUCCAAUCACUAUGAUCCUGCACACGAUCGCAGACUAUGAAUUAGGGAGAUACUGGGUAGAGCUCCUACAUAGCCAAUGCUCCGGCACAGUCACUACUAACUUGGGUGCGAAUUAGGGAGAUGAUUCGGUCAAGGAAGACAAUGGACAAGACUUAUUGCUUCAAAGUCAUUUCGCUCGGUCGAAUGUUGGGAGAGAUUUGGGCCUUCAAAUGUAU